Messenger RNA from Prinia subflava (tawny-flanked prinia), 1476 nucleotides. Its product is annotated as nascent polypeptide-associated complex subunit alpha, muscle-specific form-like. The transcript has 8 exons. Bases 72 to 1346 code for a protein of 424 amino acids. The record is from RefSeq and is a predicted model, not a curated record. Lineage: Eukaryota; Metazoa; Chordata; Aves; Passeriformes; Cisticolidae.
GGGCGGGCGCAGCGCCGGGGCGGGCGGGGCUCCCCGGUUUUCCCCGGUUCUCCCGGCGGUGCCGAGGCGCGAUGUGGGGGCCGGAGGCGCCGGCCGGCCCCGGCUCGCCGGACUGCCCCGACCUGCUGCAGCACGUCCAGGCGCUGCGCUCGCCGGCCACCCCGCUUUACCUCAGCUUCUUCGAGGAGGAAUGUCGCGCCAUCGCCACCCGCCUGCGCCUCGGGGCGGCCUCGGAGCCCUCGCCGGGCCUGGGGGAGCUCAGCGCGCUGCAGCCCGAGCCCGCCGGACCCGCCACCUCCACGCCGCUGCCCACCCCCAGCCACGGGCGGGUCCCGGAGUUGAGCGUGGGCGAUUGCGAGGCCGCUGCCGCCCCUUCCCCCGGCCCGGCCCCGGCCCCAAGGGAGCCCGGGUGCCUCCCGCAGCCCGCGGCCGGCGGUGCCGCCAGCGCCCGCCCCGCUCAGUCGCGGCGGGUGCGGCGCGGGCCCGGACAGCCCUCCGGCGGCGGCCCCGGCACCCCUGCCCGCUCCCCGGGCCGCGGCCGCGCCGGGCUCGCUGUGCUCCGCACACGGGCCUCGCUGGGGCUGCAGCUCCCCGCGGCCGGCACAGGGCGCGGCGCCUGGGAAACGCGGCUGCUCCGGCCCCCAGGGAGCAGGCUGAAGCUGACAUCGCCCGCCAGGUCCAGGCUUCAACAUGCCGGCGGGACUUCGCAGCAGAAACAGCCUUCCAGUCUUCCCAAACCCGCCCCCCGGGACAGAGGGAUGAAGAGUAAUUCUGCACUUGCCGGUUGCCUCACUCGAAGCAGAGAAGCACCUGCUGUCAAGGCUGGGAGUGGUAAACAGCCCUCCUCAAGGCUCUCUACAGCAAUUCCUACCGUGGCUUCCCGCUCCUUACUGCGGCCUCCUGGAAAAGUGCUUUCAUCCAAGCGUUUUGGCCUGAAUAAAGGAUCAACUACGCAGGAGCUGGUGUGCAAUAGGACCCAAGAGCUGAAGGAAAAUGGUGAGAGCCAAGAAAGGCUGGUUGCAGCAAGGAAUGUCUUGGGAGCAGGUAAAACUGACCAGACAUGGGUGUGUGGGGAGUCCUCUUUGUCCAGUGAGUUGGCCCCUGGCCUGACUUCAGGGUGUGAAGAUGCAGUCCCUGCUGGGCAGUCUGCAGGUGAUCAGCUGUCCCAGGAACUGGAGCGUGUGAAGAAAGAGCUGGAGCAAGUGAAGGCUGAGCUUGCUGACAAGACUGCGCAGUGUGAAGCCUAUCAGCAGACAAUCUCCUCCCUGCAGGCUCAGCUCAGAACAGCAGGAAUAUGUCUGAAAGAUUCAGCAGUGUUCGACAGUGGUGACCUGGGGAGAGACUGACAGCUGGGACUUGGGGACAGACAACAGCCAUUGUCUGGCUGUGUGAGCCUCUAGGCCAGUGAAAUAUAUGAAGCUCUUGAAUGAAUUAAUUUUCUAUCUCCUUGUAUGUAAAAUAAAGGUGUCUUUUGCA